Molecule: messenger RNA, 1203 nt
Organism: Debaryomyces fabryi
Lineage: Eukaryota; Fungi; Ascomycota; Pichiomycetes; Serinales; Debaryomycetaceae
Exons: 1
Coding region: 1-1203 (400 amino acids)
Biological process (GO): regulation of gene expression
Cellular component (GO): nucleoplasm
Molecular function (GO): RNA binding
Source: RefSeq, a predicted model, not a curated record
AUGCCUGGUCAAAUGCCUGGUCAAAUGCCUGGCCAGAUGCCGGGCCAGAUGCCGGGCCAGAUGCAAGGUCAACCACCUCAGAUGCCAGACUUCCAACAAAUGCAGCAAAUGCAGCAAAUGCAGCAGCAAUUCCAAGGAGGCAUGCCAUUACCCCCACAACCACCACAAGCACCUCAACCACCACAACCACAGCAGUUACCACCAUCAAACAUGGGUAAAGAUCAUGGUAAGAUGUUUAUCGGUGGUCUUAAUUGGGAUACAACUGAACAAGGAUUGGUUGAGUAUUUCACUAAAUAUGGUGAAGUUAUCGAUCAUACUAUUAUGAGAGAUAAUAAUACGGGUAAAUCCCGUGGGUUUGGUUUCUUAACUUUCAAAGAUCCGAAGUCGGUUGAUGAAGUUAUUAAAACUGACCACAUAUUAGACGGUAAAUUGAUUGAUCCUAAAAGGGCCAUUGCCAGAGAAGAACAAGACAAAGUCGGUAAGAUUUUUGUUGGUGGUAUCGAUCCAAUGGUUAACGAAAAGGACUUCAAUGACUUCUUUUCUCAAUUUGGUAGUAUUAUUGAUGCCCAAUUGAUGAUUGACAAGGAUACUGGUAGAUCGAGAGGUUUUGGUUUUAUUACUUAUGAUUCACCAGAUGCUGUCGAUAGAGUUACUGUGAAUAAGUACUUAACUUUGAAGGGUAAAUCCAUGGAAGUCAAGAGAGCAGAACCAAGAGGCCAACAUCAACAGAAUCAAUUACAGCAACAACAGCAACAACAACAGCCAUAUAAUUAUGGUAACUACGGUAAUCAAUAUGGUCAAACGCAAUAUCAGCAACCAGGUAUGGCUGCUUAUGGUCAAGGGAUGAAUGGUAUGUCACCCGAAAUGAUGCAAGAAUAUUGGCAAAGAAUGCAACAAUGGUACAUGUAUCAGCAACAACAACAAGCUCAAGGCAAUACCGGUGAUUACAAUCAGCAAUCAGAGCAACCUGAACAACCAUUGAAUCCUCAGCAACAAGCCUCCAGCGAGCCUCAAGACAAUCAAGAGGCAGAAAAUGGAUCUGACAGUUCUGGCACUCCAAGUGGACCAUCAAGAAGAAUGAAUUUACCAAAAGGACCAAGAAGAGCUCCACCUUCCGGCCCAUCUGGUAAUUCGAGAGGUAGAGGUGGUUACCAAAAUAGAAAUAGAGGAUACCAUCCAUAUAGUAGGGGUGGAAGAAGAUAA